GAGACCAGUGAGAUUAGCAGCAGCGCGGAGCAGCAGCCUUUCUGCUGCCCUGACUUUUUAAGAAAUCUCAAUGAACUAUUUGUAAGGAAUCGCUGAUCUUGCCUGCAAGCAUUUUGCACGGCAGAGACAUCGAUCACUGUUCAGUGAAGAUCACAUUUUAUGUGAAAUCUUGACUUUUUUUUGGUCUUACAUUAUAUUUUUAUAGAUUUUGUUAUAACCAUGGUGCUGGGAAAGGUUAAGAGUUUGACAAUAAGCUUUGACUGUCUUAAUGACAGCAAUGUCCCUGUGUAUUCUAGUGGGGAUACAGUCUCAGGAAGGGUGAAUUUAGAAGUUACUGGGGAAAUCAGAGUAAAAUCUCUUAAAAUUCAUGCAAGAGGACAUGCGAAAGUACGCUGGACCGAAUCUAGAAACGCCGGCUCCAAUACUGCCUACACACAGAAUUACACUGAAGAAGUAGAAUAUUUCAACCAUAAAGACAUCUUAAUUGGGCACGAAAGAGAUGAUGAUAAUUCCGAAGAAGGCUUCAACACUAUUCAUUCAGGAAGGCAUGAAUAUGCAUUCAGCUUUGAGCUUCCACAGACACCACUUGCUACCUCAUUCGAAGGCCGACAUGGCAGUGUGCGCUAUUGGGUGAAAGCCGAAUUGCACAGGCCUUGGCUUCUACCAGUAAAAUUAAAGAAGGAAUUUACAGUCUUUGAGCAUAUAGAUAUCAACACUCCUUCAUUACUGUCACCCCAAGCAGGCACAAAAGAAAAGACUCUCUGUUGCUGGUUCUGUACCUCAGGCCCAAUAUCCUUAAGUGCCAAAAUUGAAAGGAAGGGCUAUACCCCAGGUGAAUCAAUUCAGAUAUUUGCUGAGAUUGAGAAUUGCUCUUCCCGAAUGGUGGUGCCAAAGGCAGCCAUUUACCAAACACAGGCCUUCUAUGCCAAAGGGAAAAUGAAGGAAGUAAAACAGCUUGUGGCUAAUUUACGAGGGGAGUCAUUAUCAUCUGGAAAAACAGAGACGUGGAAUGGCAAAUUACUGAAAAUUCCACCAGUUUCUCCAUCUAUUCUUGACUGUAGUAUCAUUCGUGUAGAAUAUUCACUAAUGGUAUAUGUGGAUAUUCCUGGAGCUAUGGAUUUAUUUCUUAAUUUGCCACUUGUCAUCGGUACUAUUCCUCUACAUCCAUUUGGUAGUAGAACCUCAAGUGUGAGCAGUCAAUGUAGCAUGAAUAUGAACUGGCUUGGCUUAUCCCUACCCGAAAGACCUGAAGCACCACCAAGUUAUGCAGAAGUGGUAACAGAGGAACAAAGGCGGAAUAAUCUUGUACCAGGCAGUGCUUGUGAUGACUUUGAGAGAGCACUUCAAGGACCAUUGUUUGCAUAUAUCCAGGAGUUCAGAUUCUUGCCUCCACCUCUUUAUUCAGAGAUUGAUCCAAACCCUGACCAGUCAACAGAAGAUAGACCAUCAUGCCCCUCUCGUUGAACGAAUACUUGUUUAAAUCAAGUUGAUAUGGGUUCCGAACUAUCUCUUCCUGGCUGAGGACAGAGGAAGUAUCUUGGAGACACGUUUUCAGAGGAAGUGGAAUUGCUUUUGCCCAGAAAAAAAUGGCAAAUACACGAAACAACCAGCGAUCAUGCUUUAGAAGCCAACAGCAACAUUCUGAGACUGCUCCAACAUGCUUGAAGAUCUAAGCUUUUCUCUUAAAACUGGCACAUACUAAGAGCAGUCUUCUUAGCCUAUGGUCAUAUGUGUCAAGAUACCAUGUUGUAAAAGAGGGAUGUUGUCCUUCUUUUGAUUUGAAAAUUUGCACAUGCUCAAUGCUUACAUUGUGCGGUUCGAUGUCACUACAGCUUUCCCACCCUCCCCAGUUACACCAGACUGUUGAUCCUCUUUUAAAACUUGUUUGUGGCCAGCACAACAAGAACAGAAGAAAAGCUUUGAAGAAACUUUUAACAUGGAAAAAAAAACAACCAACAAAAUACGCACUGACUUUUUUUUUUAUUUAAUAUAGCCUGGACUUUACCUGCGUAUGCACAUGCUCAGAAUUGUCCUUCUAGGCUGACCAUGUAUCACCUCUUCAGCUUGGAUCCUAUUUGUGGAUUUAUUUACAAACAUCAAAUGCCUUCAAGCCAAUCCUUCUUGCUGUAUGUUUUGCAGCCUACUGUAGUAGAUACGCAACAGAUGAGUGGAAAAAAAGAUGAGAGGAGGAAGCUAAUAAGAGACUUUGUCAAGAUUGUAUACCUUCUUGGUUUCUUUUAAGAAUUUGUUGCCUUUCUACUAUUUCAGCAAAGCAGCAUUUUGUUACUGACUGCCUAAAAUCACUUAAUCUCAGGUGAACGCAUCACUUGCCAAACUGUUGGAAUGCUAUUUGUGUUUUGUUGCACUGUUUUUUGUUUUGUUUUGUUCUGUUCAAUUGUUGUCGUUGUUAUUGUUUGGUUGGCUUUUUAGAGAGGGAAAUUUGGAAAAGGGACAUACACAAAAGUGAUAACCCACCCACAUUCCCUUUUUAUCAUGAUACAUAUGAGACGAAUUAGCAGAGCUAAGAAUUAAAGGAAGGCAGUAUGGCAGGCACCAGCAGAGGGAAGGGCUGAUGCUCUUAAGAAUUAUUUUUAUUUUUAUUUUGGAAGUAUAAACGUUUCUAAUCAGCAGAGAAAGUAAGGGACAAUGCAUUUCUUUUCAUAACAGAGUUCAUUACUUCUAACACAUGUUGAAAAUUUUGCUGGAGGAAAGCUCUUUAAUGAACAAGAAUAUGUUAAAGUCAUAACUAGAGAGCUCAGUGUCAUUAAGUUGGCAGCAUGAAAACCCAGGGUUUUUUUCUGAAAAUGUGUAAAUUCAAAAUUAAAAGUGCCAUGUGUGCUGGGGUAAUUAAGAUUUUUUUUUUUUUAAUGAAAAUACUUUUU
Molecule: messenger RNA, 2882 nt
Organism: Elephantulus edwardii (Cape elephant shrew)
Lineage: Eukaryota; Metazoa; Chordata; Mammalia; Macroscelidea; Macroscelididae
Product: arrestin domain-containing protein 3-like
Exons: 8
Coding region: 220-1464 (414 amino acids)
Biological process (GO): protein transport
Cellular component (GO): cytoplasm
Source: RefSeq, a predicted model, not a curated record